UUUACCACGGCAUGCUGAUAGCCGAGAAUCAUCUGAGGCGGAAUUGUUUAUCGCAAGAGUUUAGUUUCCUUUCACAACUCGGGCGUAGAUCAACAACUUUGGUGGACAUUAUAAUUUCCAAUUAGGACGCCUUUCGCCGCUCUGAGAAGGUUCAGUAAUGGUGGCUUGACCAAGACAGCAUCCUGGAAACGCAGGCUCUGACAAGCAAUAGAAAUAAUGGAUCGAUGGAUUCUGUCCUUGAUCCUGUUAAAUAUUUUGCUCAGAGCAGUGGAUGGCAUUUACAACUGCACAAAUGUGCAUCUGAGCGGACAAGGGGUCAUUCAGAGCCCGAGACACCCUGACCCAUUUCCUGAUUUUGUCCAAUGCUCCUGGUACAUCGACAUUCCAAAGAAUUAUUCCCUCUCAAUCAGGAUUGUGGAGCUGGACAUAAAUAAUGACUAUUUGCCUUUGUGUGAGAGCAAAAAAAGUUGCUGCACAAGCAACUGGCUGUCCAUAUCCUCGUUCAAGCAUAGCUUACCAUCGCACCCAUUAUGCAAUGGGAUCCACUACAGUCAAGACAUGAUGCUUCAGGACGUUGAAAAAGUUGCUGUCGUUAAGUUUCAUUCAUCCAAAAACGUGAAGGCAAGCAGUGGCUUCAAACUCAAGUUCGCUGUUGUGGCCAACUUUGCAAACCACUAUUGCCUGAUUUCCGAGUUCCCCUGUGCUGAUGGGAAGCAGUGCACUGAGGAACUACAGAUUUGCGAUGGAAAAAACGACUGCAAUGACAAAUCUGACGAAUCUCACUGUGACAUGAGGUGCACAGAGCAGGGUCUGACGAGUUGUCCUGACUCGCCUUUGGUUUGCUACAACGCCUCAAUCAACGUGUGUUCGCGACUUAUGUCUUGCCCUGCAACCCAACACAAGGGCUGGACCCUGUGCAAGGAUGGCAAGGCGUGCUACCGUAGGGAGCAGCGCUGCGACCAGGCCUACGACUGCGACGAUCAGUCAGAUGAGCUCGACUGCAAAAGCUCAGAAGAAGCCUUCUUCCUCUGCGAUGACUGGACCAAGUGGAUUCCCAGCGCCAAGGUCUGUGAUGGCAGCAACGACUGUGGUGACCACUCUGAUGAAGAGUGCUGCGUCAAUCCCUCUCUUGAGACAGCGAUGAUUGUUGGCUGUCUGUCGUGCAGCCUGAUCUUCAUCCUGCUCACCUCUUACUUCUUCUUUGGCUACGGGCAGCCCCCGGAGAGCUCGUUGAUGGACGGCAGUUGUUCGUCCCUUCGGCCGUCGCUCAACAUCUCGGGCCCGUCGUCCUAUUUUCUGUUCCGUGAGCCGCCCCCGCCCUACUUUUCUGAGCCACACCCCAAUCGGAGGCGGUACCGCCGCCACCGGAGGCGAGUGUCGCCCACCGCCGCUCAGGCGGCAACUGAGCAGGGCAACUUGCCACCUGGCAACGCGCGGGAUCAGCCUGAGGCCAAUCCCUCGGAAGAGGCUACCAAAAGUACUGAUGAGUCACCUUCUGGCUCUGCUGCUUGAAUUCUUUCCCUCUGGACGCUGAUAAUUGCAACAGUGAUGGCCUUGAAAUACAGCAAUCAAAUAUGAAGCCUUUGAAUCUUGAAUUAGAAAUUGAGGUUUCGGAUAAUACAAAUUAAGAACUGUAUUUUGCGUUUUUUGUAUUUGAAUUGUAUGUGGUCAAACUAAAUAUUUGUGUUGCAAUUUUCAUGCGUCAUGUCUUUGGAAAUUCUAAAUUCGUUAUAUAACCUCAAGCAAUUAAGAAAGUCGCGAAAAAAUUUAUAUUUCCUCUAGGAAAUAUGAUGAAUGAGGCUGUUUUUCCUACUAAUGCAAGGCCAUUUGUGUGUUGAUUUUUUCUCAAUCUGCCUAUCACAGUGAAAUGCAAAAGAAAGGCAUCUAGUCCAUGCUGAUUAGUUCUGAAUGAGGUUAAACAAAACUUACAGUACAUUUAAGUAAGGAUCUGAUUAGUGGCCAACACAUUUAUGAUAUAAUUUCUUUUUAUCUUCUAAUGACAGACUCCUGGACGUUCCGUCCUCAGCCUUAAUCAUGUUACGCCAAUGUAAUCUGAUUUGAUACGUGAUCGUGAGUUUUCAAAAUCAUGCUCAGUGAGCUCGUAAUUGAUGUAGCAUAAUUAUAAUAUGUUGAAAUGUCAUUUUUACUUUUUCAGCAUUUCUCAUUCGUCUCCAAUUUCUACUCUGUGCAUCACGUUGUUAAUGCACGAAAGCAAAUCGAAAUACACGCCUUGUGAUUAAUUUGUAUGUUAUAUUUUAUUAUUUAUAAACGCUGUUAACACUAUGUUUUGAUUUAAAAAAUUUUAAAUAAUAAAAAUUAGCCUGUAAAUUA
Messenger RNA from Cloeon dipterum, 2331 nucleotides. RefSeq names its product suppressor of tumorigenicity 14 protein homolog. NCBI's taxonomy places the organism in Eukaryota, Metazoa, Arthropoda, Insecta, Ephemeroptera, Baetidae. Bases 217 to 1512 code for a protein of 431 amino acids. Gene Ontology annotation, molecular function: protein binding. The transcript is spliced from 6 exons. Gene Ontology annotation, cellular component: plasma membrane. The record is from RefSeq and is a predicted model, not a curated record.